This is a messenger RNA of Biomphalaria glabrata, 5176 nucleotides long. RefSeq names its product protein O-mannose kinase-like. Gene Ontology annotation, cellular component: endoplasmic reticulum membrane. The transcript has 5 exons. Gene Ontology annotation, biological process: protein phosphorylation; carbohydrate phosphorylation; protein O-linked glycosylation. Bases 3044 to 4063 code for a protein of 339 amino acids. Gene Ontology annotation, molecular function: carbohydrate kinase activity; protein kinase activity; ATP binding. The record is from RefSeq and is a predicted model, not a curated record. NCBI's taxonomy places the organism in Eukaryota, Metazoa, Mollusca, Gastropoda, Planorbidae.
UAAUAAGUAGAGUCUACUCUACUAGACUGUCACACUCAUCACACUGUCACUAGAAACACUAGACACAUUCACCUAAUAUUAAUCAUCUUAGUUUUAAAAAAAAAGUGCAGGGUCCUUAAAUACAUGGCAUCUCAACAUGGUUGUCUGUUGUGCUGCUACUACAUGUGUUAUGGCAUGGGCAUCAUCUAGAUCUAGAUCAGGGCUGGCGAACCUUUUUCAGUCCGAGUGCCAAUUAAUUUCAAUUUAAAAACAAUGAAGAUUGUUGCGUGCCCAGUAGGUCUACUAGUGACGCCGCUAUAUAUAAGAAGUGCUACAGCCAGUAAGUCAACUGCAUGUAUAAAAACAGCUUAGUAACAAUAUUACUUGUUUAUUCAAUUUUAUUAUCCUGACCUACAGAUUUGAAGUCUUAGGGCAGGUCAAUCAGUGUGACUUCUGCUGUUGUGCUGUAGACGAUAACAGUUUGAUAUCUGGUGUAUAUUGUGUAUUCUUCACACGCCGCACUUAGUUCAUCGGUCAAGCAACUUCUGGCAUCUGAUUUAAUAUAAUUCAUUGUAGAAAAUAAAGAAUCGCAUUAGUAAGUAGACGAGAAAAUUGACAGAAUGGAUGUUGCUACUUUUAUCAGAGAAUUGAAAGUUUUAGGCAGGUCAUUCCAAACUUGAAGAAUCUCAUUUUCUGCUAAUAUCUGAGGUUCUAAUGAUCCAUUUAACCGUUCACGUUCAAUUAAUUCAAGUCAUAUUCGUAAGUCAAUAAAUUUCUGUCUCCAAACAGCGCUGACUGAAACUCAACAAGUUACAUUUCAAAGUCGUGUAAUCCCAUCCAAGAAAACAUGGUCAAAUCCAGAGUUUCAAAAUCUACUGUAUCUAGAUAUUUUAUAAAUUUGGAGGUGUACUCGAAUUUUCAAAAUUGUUCAAAACGCAGUGAAAAUUAUUCAGCAGUUGUGUCAAUUAUCUCUAAAAACAAUCUUUUCUGAAAUCUUUGCAGGUAGUAUCAUGAACUUUUAAAUCAUCAUAAAAUUUCAGUUUGUUAAAAUAUUUUUAUUCUUCCUUCUCUAUGUCACGUUUGUAAAUCUUCAACUUUUUCUCAAAUGCUGUCAAGAUGUCAAAUGCCUGAUCGACAGAUUUUCCGAAACCUUGCAACUUCAUAUUAAGUUCAUUUAAAUGGGAUGAAAAACCGGUAAAAAACAUUAGUCUGAUAAGCCAGUGAACAUUUGUCAAUUCUGAGCAAUUUUGUUUGUUAUCAUUCAUAAAGAUUCGAAUUUCAUCAAGGCAUUCCACAAACUGUUCCAGAACCUGACCUCGGCUUAGCCAACAUACGUUAUUGUACAUUAAUAAGCCAGAGUAACUGGACUGAACUUCAUUUAGCAGCUGUUCAAAUUUUCUCUUAUGCAAAGCUCGGGCAGUAAUGAAGUUUACGGUUUUUGUUACACAUUUCAUAAUGUCUUCAAGUUCCUUUAAGCCGUUUUUUGAACAUAGGGCUUGUUGGUGCACAAUGCAGUGAAAAGUUAUUAGUGGGUGUCCAACAUGUCCUGUAAACAAAGUAACGAAACCUGCAUCUUUUCCAGUCAUACUUGGAGCACCAUCAGUUGUAACAGAAACUAUUUUUUGAGAUCUACACCUGCAUUUCUGAGCUCAGUCACAACAGUUUGACAUAUAUCUGCACCUGUUGUUGUUGUUGGUAAAGUUGAUAAUUUUAUUAGUUCUUCAUGUAUUUCAUUUCCUUUGCUAUAUUUAGCAAUGAUGGCCUGAUGGCCAGUCUAGUGGACGAUGUCACAUCAGUACUUUCAUCCAAACAAUAGCAUAGGCUUGACAUGCAUUAAUAUCCUUCUUUAUUUGUUCUUGAAUAUUAACGUGCAAUUUCAUAACUCUCGCUUUAACCGUGUUUCGGCUUAUUGGCAAAUCCUUUAUUCUCUUAAUGACUUUAUCCUUGUUUUGAAAGUCUUCAAACAAAUAAGAUGCACAUUCUAACAUUGCUUCCUUGAUAUAAUCACCGUCACUUAAAGGUUUUCCAUGCUUAGCUAUAAUUUUUGAAACUUCAAAACUUUCAGCCACUAAGUUAGAAGAACUUUUAACAAAGUUUACAAAAGAACUCGAUUGUGAAAUUGCUUUUUUUUAACUCAUGCGAUAUAUGUUCUUUUUGCUCAUCCUCGCUUUUGCCUAAAAGCCAGCUGUGAUUGGACUCAUAAUGACGUUUUACUGAUGAUGUCCGACAAACAACACUUUCCAAACACAUGGCACAUAAGGCCUUGUUUUCUCUGUGAAUCAUUCCAUAUCUUUCAGUCCACCAGUCUUGAAAAGGUCUGCCACUUCCUUCUUCUUCAUUAAGUUUUCUUUUUUUUAUUUUUGAGAAUGACAUGUUAUGGUAAUUAUUCUGAUAAAAAUGUAUUGAUGGCAAUGCUAGCAAUCGAUGUAAGACCGACACGUUUUCAGUAUCAACAAAAUAGCGGAAACUAAGGAGAUCUCAUUCAAAUACGAGAUUUGUCUUGAAAAAAAUUUAUUAUGCCCUAUGCUCCCCAAAUGAAACACAGUCAUAUGAAAAAAUUAUAUGGAAUAUGAUCUACUAACGCUUCUUCCAUAUUAUUUACAGUUCUCUGAAAUAAUUGAACUUUAUUAAUUGUGGUAAUUUGAGAUAUCCGUGAUUUUUCCAAAAAAAACACAUUUCUUAAUAUCAUCGUCGUCGCGUGCCACACAAAAUCGUAAGGUGGCACGCUUGCCAUAGGUUCGCCAGCCCUGAUCUAGAUUCUAGGUAAUAUAGACAAUAUCUAGUGCAUAUGUCUAAUGGGUUUUAUUGAGUAUACUUAUAGUCGUAUUUCAGUAAUGGGCAUGAUCGUUCUAGAUCAUCUUUGUUUUAAACAAGAUCUCUUUUAGCUGGCUUUUUUUUGUCAUGCAAAAGUCAUCAUCAGAUAGAUGGCAUACACUUAAAGAAAUGUAAUCAUUCAUGACACAAGAAAGAUUGGUAAAAUCAUGUUGACAGUUCAUGCCUUGUUCAGAGCUGUCCAUUAUUGUUUGGUUCAAGAACUUGUUGGUCUUGGAGUUGAAGGAAUGCAAUGAAUUAUUAUUUUCAUUCCAGCAAAUGGUCAACAAUAUUGAUUUGGAAGGUCAAAGCAAGAAUCUGCUUCUUUAUAGUCAUAGCUGCAGUCGUAGCUAUUUUUUAUGAAACAUUUAUAGAAAAGUCAGUAGGGCCAGAACAGACCAAAUGUACCCCAGGAAAGUUUCUUUUGCCAGGCAUGAACUCAUGCCACUUGUGGCUAACAUGCACAGACAUUAAGAAAGAUGUUAACAUUUCUAGCAUUGUCUUAGGAAUAGGAGCUCAAAAAAUAGUGAAAGAAGGCAGAUGGCAUCAGUAUCCAGUGGCUGUGAAUGUACUUGAUUUAACUCAUUACUCUGAGGACUUGAUGUAUGGUUUAGAGAUGCUGAAGCUUCUUAGCAGUCAACCCAAAAUAAUUCAACUUGUGGGCUGGUGUGUAGACAAUGGCUCUUUGGCGGUGGUGAUAACAGAAAAGCACUCCCUUGGGUCUGCAGACAAUGUGGCAUCAGUUCUGGAGCACCACUUUCCUCAGCACAACACUUUGGCAACUAGGUUUAGGCUCUGCUUUGAGUUUGUCUUCAUCCUGCAUUUUUUGCAUUCCCAGCCUGGGGGGUCGUAUGUAAUGUGUGACACCAAUGAUCCCAUGAAAACACUCAGCCAGUUUCUUCUGACUGAUAAUUUAACACUGGUUUUGAACGAUGUAGAUGCUUUACCACAGGUUAGGAGAGGUAGUGGUCAUCUCAUUAAAUGUGGUAAAGUAGAGCUUUCUGGACCUUAUGUUGCACCAGAGCAGUUAUGGCCCUUUGAUGAAAUGCCUUUCAUUGAUACAAUGAUGCCUUCCUAUGAUGAAAAAGUAGACAUAUGGAAAAUUCCGGAUGUGUGCAAUGUUUUGAUUGGCGAUGCUCAUGGUGCUGGUGCACUAAAGUUGCACUUAUUUAACAUACAUUCUCAAUGCAGAGAAUUAGAGCCUUCAAAGCGACCUACUGCAGAAAAGAUUUUGCAAGUUUAUGACAGCAUUAAAAGAACUUUGAAACUUUGAUGCAUUUACAAAAUAGAAAGGUUCUAAAUGGUUUCAUUUUUUAAAAUCAACUUAUAAUGUGUAAUUAUAUUACUAAGACAAUUUUAAAUGUUUAAUAUGUGAUGUUUUAUAAUUAUUGCAGAUCUCUCCCAUAGCAGGAAAAUCAGACAAGGCAUUAGCAUUUAAUCCGACCCACAAAUUGCUUACCAUAUGAUGGGCAUCCAUACUUGUCCACUUACUUUUUAAAGUUUGAUAAUGCAUCAAAAACUGAAUGUGUGCUUGCUUGGGUUUAUACUAGGUAUCUUCUAUUUCUAGAUGUCAAUUAUUAAUGUAAGUAGGCUAAAUAUUAUCUCAAAGUGUUAAAAGAAAUGACAAGUGCAAUCUUAAUUAGUUUGAAAACCUAUUUGAUGUAACUACUAAAAGAGUAAGUGGAUGAACAUGGGUCCUUUAGAACUUAGUGAUUUAAAUAGUCAAUUAUUUGCUGACCGGCUGACAAAAAAAAUAUUUGAAUAUUCAUAUUUACCUCCCUUGUAGAAUGAACCCUCAUUAUGACAAUAUUUCUAUAAUUAUUAUUGUUUGAUCUUAUUUGUCAUAUUGUUUUAAGUCAACAUUGUUAUCUUUUUUUUUUUCAUGUCCUAAAAUUUCAUGCUUAUUAAUUCAUUUUUAAAAUGUAAAUUCCACUAAUUAAUAUAUUCUCUAUUACUGUAGUAAUGUUUUUUUAGAACUAUUUUGGCACUGACAGUCUAGCCAAUAAAUCACUCUAUCUAAUCCAAUAUAUAUAUAUUUGUAUAUUAUCUUGCCAUUUUAAUAAUAUAUUAGGUUGAAGUUGAUCAAAUAGCUAUAUUUCUUGUUUAAAGAUAUUUACACAUUCAUUCUAUUACAUCUGCAUUUAUUUCCAAAUAUAAGUUUUUACAUAUUUUAAUAUCACUCUAAUAUCAUGUAAAUUGUAAUAUGCUGAGCAAUUAUUUGUAAUUAUUGUUACGUUAUAUUUGAAUUAGUACCUGACCUGCAGGGCUAGUCAAAAGAUUGUGUGGCCAUUACAGUUUUUGUGUAUCUAGGUAGCCCUUUUAUAAAAUGGAAUAAUAAAAGCAACUGGGUCUCUAAUCUUGGGUAUGAAUGAGGCCAAUAAUCCAG